Serpula lacrymans var. lacrymans S7.9 is the source of this 1697-nucleotide messenger RNA. RefSeq lists its product as uncharacterized. NCBI's taxonomy places the organism in Eukaryota, Fungi, Basidiomycota, Agaricomycetes, Boletales, Serpulaceae. The record is from RefSeq and is a predicted model, not a curated record. The transcript is spliced from 18 exons. Bases 1 to 1512 code for a protein of 503 amino acids. Gene Ontology annotation, biological process: carbohydrate metabolic process.
AUGAAAUUAGAGCUUGGUGGUUUUGCAGUUGCUCUUACCCUGGGCACCGCCGUUCAUGCGCAGUGCCCUGACUACACGACUUACUCUCAGAGUCCUCAAGGAAAUGCCUCCACAGGCCCUUUAGCCUUGCCUUACAUGAGGCCCGAUCCAGCGUGCCGCACUUUCAACAGCUCUGCUGUUGAGCAAGUCAUCGCAGACAUGAAGGCGCGUCUAAAGGAUCCCGAUCUCGCUCGUCUUUUCGAGAACACUUUCCCUAAUACCCUUGACACUACUGUUCGCUAUUUCAAUUCGACUGAGAACCUGGCUUUCAUUAUCACUGGAGACAUCACCGCACAAUGGCUUCGUGACACUGGAAAUCAAUUCGCACAAUACCGCCCCCUUUUGUCCAAAGACAAAGAACUUGCUACGCUUGUUAAGGCAGUUAUUAACAACGAAGCGCGCUAUGUGUCUGAAUAUCCUUACUGCGGAGCAUUCCAACCCCCGCCUGAAAGUGGAUUGGCUCCUUCAUAUAACGCAUAUGCUACUGACGUCACCGUGCAACCGCCCGUCAACAACCAGACAGUUUUUGAAUGCAAGUAUGAACUCGAUUCGUUAUGCGCAUUCAUCAAGUUGUCCAGGUCCUACUACCAAGAAACCAAUGACAGCUCCAUUAUGAAUGAUCAAUGGUUUACGGCCAUCAAUCAAAUCUUGACAGUUAUCGAAGAGCAGUCGCAGGCUUCCUUCGACGAGAACUGGAAUUGGGUUUCUUACUAUAACUGGACAGGAAAUGCUGGUGCUCUGUCGCCUGCUGUAACCAAUGCAGGCGCUGGAGAGCCCAGAGGCUCCAAUGGUUUGGUUGGUACGCAUCACAGGCCUUCGGAUGAUCUGAGCAUAUUUGCUUUCCUUACCCCAGCAAACGCUAUGUUGAGCGUUGAGUUAAACUACCUGGCUGAAAUUCUCGAUGAUGCCGGUAAGAUGCCAAACAUAAGCCAGGCAGCUAAGAAUUACAGUCAGACUAUCGAAGCGGCUGUUUGGAACCACACGCUUGUCGACAAUAUCUUUGCUUAUGAAACUAAUGGUCUCGGAUCGCGGUAUGUCAUGGAUGAUGCCAAUGUUCCUUCCUUGCUAUCGUUACCGUACCUGGGCUUCCUGAAUACAAGCCACCCUGCAUAUGUUGCCACAAGACAGGUAAUUCUGUCCCGUAACAACCCUUAUUAUGCCCAAGGAAAGAACUUCCGUGGCGUUGGUGGGCCUCACGUUGAUGCAUGGAAUCCAUGGCCCAUGUCUCAGAUUUCUGCGAUUUUCGGAACUGACAAUGAUGAUGAAAUUGUAAAUUCUUUAUAUCUGAUUGCGAACAACACUGCUGGACUUGGUCUGAUUCACGAGUCCAUGAACAUCUACGACGAAUCACAAUACACCCGUCAGUGGUUUGCAUGGGCUAACAGCUAUUUUUCGGAGAUGCUUCUUGAUUUAGCUCAGCGGAAGCCAGAACUCAUCUUCACCAACGGCACGAGCUACACUCCAGGGCAAUGAAGCGAUGCCGGUGAUAUGUAGAUCUAAUCUCAGUGACUUUGUGUGAAUAUUGUGAAAAAAUAUGUAUUUUGACGAGUACAAGAAUAUUUGGCUUUUGAAAGUAGCACAAUGGAUGUACAGUGUGUGAUAAGUAGGAGAUUCUAUAUUGUUUGUUUUCUUUGUAACCAGGGCUGUUACGUAGUCUA